Zingiber officinale is the source of this 1470-nucleotide messenger RNA. Its product is annotated as transcription factor bHLH128-like. The coding region runs from base 149 to 1144 and encodes 331 amino acids. The transcript is spliced from 6 exons. Gene Ontology annotation, cellular component: nucleus. Gene Ontology annotation, biological process: regulation of transcription by RNA polymerase II. The record is from RefSeq and is a predicted model, not a curated record. Gene Ontology annotation, molecular function: DNA-binding transcription factor activity, RNA polymerase II-specific; protein dimerization activity; RNA polymerase II cis-regulatory region sequence-specific DNA binding. Lineage: Eukaryota; Viridiplantae; Streptophyta; Magnoliopsida; Zingiberales; Zingiberaceae.
GUAGAUCCCAGCCCUUCGUUGGAUUUUCCCUUUCCUGAUAUAAUAAUAAUGCAUUCUUCUUCCUCAUCGCGUUUCUUAAUCCAUUCCGAAUAAGGAAGCUUUUCCUCUCUCUUUCUCUCUCUGACUCCCUCUCGCGUGCUUGGAGGCGAUGAAUCAUUCGCUGUCGGGGGGAGGCCGGCCGGCGGCGAUGGGCCCUCCGCCAGGGCUCGCGCGCUACGGCUCAGCCCCCGGAUCCUUCCUCGCCGGGAUCGCUGACUCUGUCAUGGCUUCCAGCGGCGGAAGCGGAAGCGGAUCGGAGCGGUCUCCCGCCUCAGCCGGAUCGGAGAGGAUGAUGACCCGGUUCUUCACCGGCGAUUCGCACUGCCUGACUUCCGAAUCAAGCUACCGGAGUCCGGAAGGCGACGCCACCGCCGGAUCCCCUCUGGUCCGGCACAGCAGCUUGCCUUCGGCCUUCUUCUCCCAUCAACUGGCGGAUCAAGCAGGUCUUUCUAGUGCAAGGAUGAUUGGAAAUUACUCUCAAGCAGGCACAGAAAACCUCCAUGUAUUGGCACAUAGAAGGCAACGUGCCCAGUGGGGCUUCUCUAGGCAAGACUCCUUGUCGCAAAUUUCUGAAUUGAGCAUCCCAGAAGUGGAAGAGAGUGAUACAUACCAUGACUCCGACGAGGCAGCUGGGAAUGCCAGCCAAUCCUACAUUUCUAGCAACUUUCAAUUGGGCUCAUGGGAUGAUACCAAUUCAAUUACAUUUUCUGCUCCACAAAGCAAAAGGAUUAAGUGCAAUAAUGAGGAUAUAGUUGCUAGCCUCGGCGACAUUCAUUCACAGUUUAGCCUUCCAAGGACAUCAUCAGAAUUGUCUGAGUUAGAGAAAUACGUUCAGAUCCAACAAGAUUCAGUCCCUUGCAGAGUUCGAGCUAAGCGGGGUUGUGCAACUCAUCCCCGGAGCAUUGCUGAGAGGGAGAGGAGAACACGAAUUAGCAAAAGGCUGAGGAAAUUGCAAGAUCUUGUGCCUAACAUGGACAAGCAAACGAGCACCUCAGACAUGCUGGAACUGGCGAUUCAACACAUUAAAGAGCUGCAGAGCCAAGUACAGAACCUUAAACAAGAACAAACCAAUUGUACAUGCACAUCGAAGCAGGAAAAGGCUUGAGGGCUGGUGACUAUGCAUGCUCACGCUGUGCAUUAUUGUUGUUGUGUUCCCUGUUUUCUUUAAACAAAAAUUGCUAUAUAUCAAAAGAUAGAAGACCACAUUACCAACAUUGUACGACUACAUGGAUAUCCAAGGAACCAUGUCUGGAUGUGCAAACUAUACAAGGGAGUUGUGCACUGUCAUUAUCGUGCUUCUCUAUUUAAGUUAGACAAAAUUUCUCACAGCAAAUAUGUUGAGGGUUUAUUGUGAUAUCGUAUAGUAUAGGACCUUGCUGAUUGUAGGUGACAAGUACAUGCUAAUAAUAUUAGUUCUGUAUUGUUGUUAUU